AGGAUCUGGCCACGCCAACCUCUUCUACAGUGUAGGGAAGCUAAGGGAGCAGGAAGAUCCAGAGCUCGGGAAUGCUGGGCAAUCCUCUUUCCUUCUUCACCCCCCUUUCCUAAGGGCAGAUAUUACAUCUUCUUUCCCUAGAACCCCAACCCCACCCCCAGCUAUUCUAGUACUCCUUCCUCCAGGGUGUUUUCCUCCUUUUUUGUUUAUUCUUCUCUUCUCCUUUUUCUAGGUCUGAUCCUUGGCUAUCUCCCGACAUUUCUUCUUCCACGAGUUGCAUUCUUCUUUCGUGGUAGCUCUCUUCCUAUCUCUCUCGGUCAGUCUCACUUUCGCUCUCCGCAUCUUUCCCUCACGCUUCUCAUUUCCAUUCCACAAAACGGAUUAAUUCCACACCUACUGUGCGCCAGUUGUAGUCCCGGACAGGGCGAUGCCUUUAGCUCCAUCUCUCUCCGAGUCCCUGUCUUCUUCCUUCCUUGUCACUCCAUCUCUGGCUCUCUCUAAAUCUCUGCUCGUCCCUCCUUCCCUCCUCUGUUCUCCACCUCCCCCCACCCCACCCCCACCCCAAUCCUCUGGCCUGGAGCCCUGGAGACAUAGCAAGUUAUUUGCCAGUUAUUUCCUAGCCUGUCUCUCUUGGCUGUCUGGACUGCUGGUUUCCUCUCCCAGUUUGGGAGGAGCGGCCGGGACUAGGGGUACGAGAGCCGGUGACUGGGAAGGGGGAAAGGGGCCGCCGUGGGGUGAGUUUGAGGGUCGAGGGAAGCCAGCACCCCGAGGAGGCAGCGGAGAGAAGCAGCCUGUUUCAGAGGGAGAGAGGGGUGAGUCAGGGCAGAGGGUGGCUGUGGGAUCGCAGGGGAUUAUAAAGGAGGGGGCCGGAGGUAUCUAGGGAUGGGGAGGGACUAUGAGCAAAAUCGGGUUGGGGCACGGAGAGAAACAGUCUGGAAGAGAAGAGGAAAUAUGGCCCAGAGGGGAGUUUCAGUGGGAAGAGAGGGACUACAUUCUGCUUUCCCCUCCUUUCUCUUUUGGCUAGGCUCCAGGAUUUCCUAGGUCCUGCAGAAACAUCCCACCCCCUAGUCCCAGGACAGCCCUCUACUCUCUCAGUUGUAGCCUGAAAGGCAGAGAGGGGCCAGGAUUGGGAGAGAAGAGAGGCAGGAUCCUAGAUCAGAGGUUCUGACUCCCAGCCUGCACCUAUUCCCCCUCCCCGUAGGCUGUGGGACUCAGCCAGCCCCUUCUCUAGGAGGGACCCAGCCGUCCUGGCGCCCAGCCCCAGUGCCAUGAGGCCACUCCUGUCCCUCCUGCUGCUGGCCCUGGUGGCUGGCUCGCCCCCAUUGGAAGACAACAAGAUCCCCAGCCUGUGCUCCGGGCAUCCUGGCGUCCCGGGAACCCCUGGGCAUCAUGGCAACCAAGGCUUGCCUGGCCGCGAUGGGCGAGAUGGGCGAGACGGGGCGCCUGGGACUCCGGGAGAGAAGGGUGUUGGCGGGCACCCUGGGCUGCCUGGGCCUCGGGGAGACCCAGGACCACCAGGAGAGUCAGGGCCAAUGGGAGCAGCAGGGCCAGCUGGUGAGUGUGCAGUGCCUCCUCGGUCAGCCUUCAGUGCCAAACGCUCAGAAAGCCGGGUACCUCCACCUGCUGACACACCCUUGCCAUUCGACCGGGUACUGGUGAACGAGCAGGGGCAUUAUGAUCCUGCCACGGGCAAAUUUACCUGCCAAGUGCCUGGCCUAUACUACUUUGCCGUCCAUGCCACCGUCUACCGUGCUAGUCUGCAGUUUGACCUUGUGAAGAAUGGAGAGUCAGUGGCUUCUUUCUUCCAGUUCUUUGGAGGGUGGCCAAAGCCAGCCUCACUCUCUGGGGGAGCUCUAGUAAGGCUGGAGCCUGAGGACCAAGUCUGGGUACAAGUGGGCGUGGGUGACUACAUUGGCAUCUAUGCCAGUGUCAAGACAGACAGUACCUUCUCUGGCUUCCUAGUUUAUUCUGACUGGCAUAGUUCCCCUGUCUUUGCCUGAUUUUUCCCCCUCUCCAGGAAGGUCACUCACUUCUUCCUUCCUGGGAUGCUAUACCCUCUUUUCUAAGAAGGGUGUCACUGCCCCCAGCUGCAUCUGCUCUGAGGAGGGCUGGCUCCCCCUGGUGUGGGUGAGUAGGGAGCUGGGGAAACAAGAUCUCAGUCUUUCUGUUGAUAGGUAUGGGAGGGCAUUAUGACAGGAAAGACAGUGAGGAAUUGGCCAGAUUUCUCCCCAAAAGAAAGGGAUAUGAACUGUUCCUGGCAAUCAGGUCUUAUGGGCACUGGUAUUUUGGUUCCCUGGUCCUCAGGGCUCCCAGCUCCAUUGGUAGUAGUGGGGAGACCCUCACCAUUUCCCCUCUAGGUGCCUUCCCUUUGUAUUUCCUAACCCCAGGACCAGGGUCCUAUGCUUAGACAUCACUCAAUAAAUUACAAAAUCCUCCUA
Messenger RNA from Monodelphis domestica (gray short-tailed opossum), 2438 nucleotides. Lineage: Eukaryota; Metazoa; Chordata; Mammalia; Didelphimorphia; Didelphidae. The record is from RefSeq and is a predicted model, not a curated record.